AUGACGCCGCCCGCGACGACAGGACGCCCAGCGCAUGCCUUAUGCCUCACAAAACACCGAUCCUACACUUCGCCGCAUAUGAUGCUCCCGUGUUCCAAGAUCAGAACGUACAGGAAUGAUCAUGCUUUAAGCGCGGUGGCUCAUAACAAGCCAGUCGCAGCACAUCUGAUUUGCAAGACGCAAAGCAUUAAUAAAGGUCUCGAGCCAUUUUCAUGGGAACGCCUGGCCAAUUUUGACGUCUUCCUUGGAGGAUCAUGCAAUCCUACAACUUGGAGACACGACAUUGCCAUUCCUAUGCUAGACGCGGCACGUGUUAAUUAUUUUAAUCCUCAAGUCGACGAGUGGUAUGAGGAGCUCAUUCAUAUCGAAGCGAAGGCCAAAGAGAUGGCGCAAAUCGUGCUAAUGGUCAUUGACGGUCUCACAAGAUCCAUCGUUUGUAUCAAUGAAGCCGUCGAGUAUAUUUGUCGAGGCAGAAAAGUGAUACUCGUGGUCGAAGAUAUUAAAGAUGACACAGAGAUUGCUGGAACUUUCUUGUCAAAGACAGAGUUGGCAGAUCUUAACGGUGCACGUCAAUUUUUGCGUGACCUGGCAUCUAAAAGAGGUGUCAGUUUGUUUUUGGACGUGGCAACAGCAAUUCAAGGAUGCAUCAAGUGGCUCUCUCGGACUGAUAUGCUAAUGUCUCGAUCAGAAAUGUCACGUCUUCGAAAGCGCUCAUCAAUUGUAUUAAAUGAUUGUUGUGGAAGGCAUCGAUCAUAUCGUGGGGCGUUGCGUUCACUCUCUCCAAUGUUGUUGAAAUCUUAUAACUUGGAUAGCAGUACGAGCAGCACAGACGGAAGUGAAAAUAGCGAUUUGUUUGGAGAAUCGUCUUCAACGCGUUCAAUUACGGCUCAACUUGGCUGUAGUGAUCUCACGGAUAGUUUUGUUUAUUUAGGAGGUACCUUGUCUUCAACGUCUUGGAGAAAAGAGGUCGCAAUCCCGUUGCAGCAAAAGGCUGGCAUCUCGUUGUAUGUGCCAUAUGCAGAUUAUUCACAAUUUGGAUUGACGACUGCCGAGAUGCACGUGCAAGCGAUGACUGAGCACCUACAAGAGGUUGAAUCAUUAAAGGCCAUGGCGGAGCUCAUUCUGUUUGUGAUACCGAAAAAAUUGCGCUCAAUUGCUGCUAUGACAGAGGCUGUUGAGCUUGUUUCUAGCCAUCAUGCUAUGAUACUCGUAAUUGAGCCUGUUAAGGAAGGCUGCAUGGUUGAAGAAGGAGUGACGAUUUCAGGCCGAGAAUUUCAAGAUCUCGCACGAGCACGCGCGUAUCUACAGGAAACGGCCGAACGCAAUCACAUUGCAGUAUUUGAAUCGGUCUCAGCAGCAGUUGAAAAUAUUGUCGAGACUUUAGUAUAG
Messenger RNA from Plasmopara halstedii, 1389 nucleotides. RefSeq lists its product as uncharacterized. The transcript has a single exon. Bases 1 to 1389 code for a protein of 462 amino acids. NCBI's taxonomy places the organism in Eukaryota, Oomycota, Peronosporomycetes, Peronosporales, Peronosporaceae. The record is from RefSeq and is a predicted model, not a curated record. Gene Ontology annotation, cellular component: plasma membrane.